Messenger RNA from Nerophis lumbriciformis (worm pipefish), 2577 nucleotides. The record is from RefSeq and is a predicted model, not a curated record. NCBI's taxonomy places the organism in Eukaryota, Metazoa, Chordata, Actinopteri, Syngnathiformes, Syngnathidae.
AUGAAGAUAACUGUGGAUUUCGAGGAAUGUCUGAAGGACUCCCCACGGUUCAGAGCUACCAUAGAGGAAGUGGAGGGGGAUGUGUGUGAGUUGGAAUCUAAGCUUGACAAACUGGUGAAGUUGUGUAUUGGGAUGAUAGAUGCUGGGAAAGCUUACAAUGCUGCCAACAAACAGUUUGUCAACGGGAUCCGGGAGCUAGCCCUCCAAUCUACCAAAGAUGAAGUCAUCGAGUCCAGUCUCUCAAAGUUUGCAGAAAGCCUUCAGGAGAUGAUAAACUAUCACACGAUAUUAUUUGAUCAGGCCCAGAGAUCAAUCAAGACCCAGCUUCAAACAUUUGUUAAAGAUGAUCUACGUAAGUUUAAAGAAGCCAAGAAGCAAUUUGACAAGGUGAGUGAAGAAAAGGAAGCAGCACUGAAUAAGAAUGCCCAAGCUCCCCGCAACAAACAGCAUGAAGUAGAAGAGGCUACCAACAUCCUGACUGCCACACGAAAGUGCUUCCGACACAUUGUCCUCGACUACGUUUUACAGAUUAAUGUGCUACAGUCCAAGAGAAGAUCAGAAAUCUUAAAAUCUAUGCUGUCCUUCAUGUAUGCCCACCUGACCUUUUUUCACCAAGGCUAUGACCUCUUCAGUGAAUUACAGCCUCUAAUGAAACAGCUUGGAGGGCAGUUGGACCAGCUGGUGGUGGAUGCUGCCAAAGAGAAGCGGGACAUGGAGCAAAAACACUCCACCAUCCAGCAAAAGGCGGCUUUGCAGGAGGUGACGGAGUUCGGCUCAGACCACCGAAACUUUUGUGCUUGGAGGUCAUCCUCCGACUUCUCAACCGACGACACAAAGUUGGAAUACAACGUGGAUGCGGAUAAUGGCAUCGCCAUGGAAGGUUAUCUUUUUAAGAGGGCCAGCAAUGCCUUCAAAACAUGGAAUAGACGGUGGUUCUCCAUCCAAAACAAUCAGCUGGUUUACCAGAAAAAAUUUAAGGACAACCCGACUGUAGUUGUGGAAGACCUGAGGCUAUGCACAGUCAAACACUGUGAAGAUUUAGAGCGGCGCUUCUGUUUUGAGGUGGUGUCACCCACCAAGAGUUGCAUGAUGCAAGCAGACUCUGAGAAGUUGCGCCAGGCAUGGAUCAAAGCAGUCCAGAACAGCAUUGCUACUGCCUUUCGUGAUAAGGGCGAAGAUGCUGAGAAGUUGGACAGGAAGUCUUCCACAUCAACUGGGAGCUUAGACUCUAGUGGGGAGCCCAAGGAGCGAUCACUGAAAGGGGAGAGUGCCCUGCAGAAAGUCAUUGCAAUCCCGGGUAACGCUUGUUGCUGUGACUGUGGCCAGCCAGAUCCACGAUGGGCCAGCAUCAAUCUGGGCAUCACACUUUGUAUCCAGUGCUCUGGAAUUCACAGGAGCCUGGGUGUCCAUUUCUCAAAGGUCCGCUCCCUGACUUUGGAUUCGUGGGAGCCAGAACUGCUUAAGCUUAUGUGUGAACUUGGAAAUGGAGUUAUUAACCUGAUAUAUGAAGCUCGGCGAGAGGAGCUGGGAGCGAGGAAACCACAGCCAGGCGACCCAAGACAUGAAGUGGAAGCCUACAUCAAAGCCAAGUACGUGGAUCGCAGGUUUGUGCGCAGGCCGUCUGACGAGGAGCUACGGCACAAGGUGGUGUCCCUCAGCAAACAAGAGAAGAGACUCAGCAGCAGUACUGAGCACCUCCCCCCAAGACCUCCGCCACCCACCCCCAAACUUCGGCCUGGUUCCAACAAUUCUGGGCAGUCAGCUGUUGCCAGUGGCUCGGAGGCCCGGCGGGACUCUCUCUUCUGUCCUGACGAGCUUCACUCACUCUUCUCCUACUUUGACAACUCCUCCAAGCUCAGGAGCAUCAAAAGCGCUGACAGUGGCAUCCAGCAAAGUGCCGAUGGCAGUAGGGAAAUGCUGGUCACCACCCCAUCUAAUAGUAGUUUGGCAGAUGCAGAUGUUGCUGAGUGUCCGCCCAUGCCAAUGCCAGCCACCCUGCCUCCGCCAUCACCUUGUAAGGAGAUGGUGUUCUGCGAGCCCAAGGAGUACAGUUCAGGCCUUCAGCUCUACUGGGCUUCGUGUGCCCGCAGUCUGCCCGACAUGGCUGAGGCGUUGGCUCACGGAGCUCCAGUUAACUGGGUCAACACAGAAGAUGACAAGCGGACACCACUCAUUAUGGCUGUGCGGGGGGGUUCAUUGGUAACCUGUGAGUUUCUACUUCAAAAUGCAGCAAAUGUGAAUCAGCAAGAUGCUCAAGGUCGAGGACCUCUGCAUCACGCCACCAUGCUGGGACGCACAGGGCAAGUGUGCUUAUUCUUGAAAAGAGGAGCCAAUCAAAAUGCUGCAGACAUAGAGGAGAAAACACCGCUGGCCAUUGCGGUGGAAGCGGCCAAUGCAGACAUUGUUACAUUGCUGCGUCUGGCCAAGAUGAACGAGGAGAUGCGCGAGGCUGAGGGGCCCUACAGCCAGUCAGGUGAUGAAACCUACCAGGAUAUUUUCCAGGAUUUCACCCACAUGGCCUCCAACGACCCAGACAAACUGAACCGCUACCAGCAUUAUGACCCCCACAAACCCUGA